CAUAGACAUGUGUCCUUUCACAAUGUUCUUACUUCUUUCUUUAAGUAAUUCAGCUCCUUUCGUGUUGGGUCAACCUCUUUCCAUAUAUAACACACCAUUGGUUACUGAUCAUGCCAUUGCCAAUUAAAAACCUGUGACUCUUUCUCAGGUUCCUAAGUACACGAAUUUCUCUGUUUCUGAAGUUUUUUGGGGAUUCGUUCAGUUACUUCAUUUGUUGAUCACAUGGUGGUGGAGCUUCCAAAGAUUCCUGAAAACUAUACAACAAUGGAAAACUCUGACAGCAAUGUGUUUCAACUAGUUGUUAAACAACGGGAGCCUACUCUUGCUGCUCCAGAGAAAGAUACAGAGAAAGGUCUCUACUUUCUCUCAAAUCUUGAUCAAAACAUUGCAGUGAUCGUCCGUACUGUCUACUGCUUCAAAUCAGAUGAGAAAGGGAAUGAAAACUCUGUAGAAGUUAUCAAGAAUGCCUUGAAAAAGGUUCUUGUUCACUACUACCCUCUUGCUGGCCGACUGACUAUAAGUUCUGAAGGAAAGCUUAUUAUAAAUUGCACUGGAGAAGGUGCUGUUUUCGUUGAGGCUGAGGCUAACUGUGCAUUGGAAGAGAUUGGGGACAUAACAAAACCCGAUCCUCACACCCUUGGAAAGCUCGUUUACGACAUUCCUGAUGCAAAGAACAUUCUGCAGAUGCCUCCUCUUGUGGCUCAGGUGACCAACUUCAAAUGUGGAGGAUUUGCACUUGGAUUGUGCAUGAAUCAUUGCAUGUUUGAUGGAAUUGGUGCUAUGGAAUUUGUGAACUCCUGGGGAGAAACAGCUAGAGGCUUACCACUUUCUGUUCCUCCAUUUGUAGACAGAAGCCUACUCAAAGCCAGGAACCCACCAAAGAUAGAGUAUCUUCAUCAAGAAUUUGCUGAGAUAGAAGACAGGUCUGACACCAAUAAGCUUUACAAAGAAGAUGAAAUGAUCUACAGUUCCUUCUGUUUCGAUCCUGAAAUGCUUGAGAACAUCAAAACAAAAGCAUUGGAAGAUGGGGUUCUUGAUAAGUGCACAACUUUUGAGAGCCUUUCAGCAUUUGUAUGGAGAGCUAGAACCAAGGCACUAAAGAUGCUACCUGAACAACAAACAAAGCUUCUAUUUGCGGUUGACGGAAGGCCUAAAUUCAAUCCACCAUUGCCAAAAGGGUACUUUGGCAAUGGAAUUGUGUUAACAAAUUCUAUAUGUGAAGCAGGUGAACUACUAGGAAAGCCAUUGUCAUAUGGAGUUGGACUAGUUCAGGAUGCAAUUAAAAUGGUAACAGAUUCUUACAUGAGAUCAGCUAUGGAUUAUUUUGAAGUGACAAGAGCUAGGCCAUCGUUAGCUUCAACUCUGUUAAUAACAACAUGGUCUAGAUUAUCAUUCCACAUUACAGAUUUUGGGUGGGGCGAUCCAAUUCUAUCAGGGCCAGUUGCAUUGCCAGAGAAAGAAGUGAUAUUGUUCUUGUCACACGGUAAAGAGAGAAGAAACAUAAAUGUGCUUCUGGGUUUGCCUGCUUCUGCCAUGAAGAUCUUCCAAGAACUGAUGAAGAUUUGAGAAACAAGAAUUUGACAUUUCCUUUUAAUGUUUGCUUUAAUGCUUGUCAAUGGUGGUUUUAUCUCAUUGUGUUUGUUCUAAAUUUUAUUUAUGGUCUGAUUAAACAUAAUUAUUAUUUUAAAAAUAAAUUUAUCCACUUCAUUUGUAAA
Ricinus communis (castor bean) is the source of this 1715-nucleotide messenger RNA. Its product is annotated as omega-hydroxypalmitate O-feruloyl transferase. Lineage: Eukaryota; Viridiplantae; Streptophyta; Magnoliopsida; Malpighiales; Euphorbiaceae. The coding region runs from base 223 to 1566 and encodes 447 amino acids. The transcript is spliced from 3 exons. The record is from RefSeq and is a predicted model, not a curated record. Gene Ontology annotation, molecular function: acyltransferase activity, transferring groups other than amino-acyl groups.